Messenger RNA from Lycium ferocissimum, 624 nucleotides. RefSeq names its product RNA polymerase II transcriptional coactivator KIWI-like. The coding region runs from base 81 to 401 and encodes 106 amino acids. Gene Ontology annotation, biological process: positive regulation of transcription initiation by RNA polymerase II. The record is from RefSeq and is a predicted model, not a curated record. Gene Ontology annotation, molecular function: DNA binding; transcription coactivator activity. The transcript is spliced from 3 exons. Lineage: Eukaryota; Viridiplantae; Streptophyta; Magnoliopsida; Solanales; Solanaceae. Gene Ontology annotation, cellular component: transcription regulator complex; nucleus.
AAGGCCCAGUAACUGAAACUCAAACGCCCAAAAGGGUAUCUCCAAUUCCUCCUAAACCUUUUUUGGUUUGUACAGAAGAAAUGUCUGGAAGGUUGGGAAAGAGAAAGGAAGAAGGCGAGAACGCUUCUGAAGGCGACAGUAAUCCUCCUCCUAAGAAAUCUUCAAGAACUGACGAUUCUGAUGAUGAUGCUGAUGGUAUCGUCGUCUGUGAGAUUUCUAAGAAUAGGAGAGUAUCAGUUAGGAGCUUUGGAGGGAAGAUAAUGGUAGAUAUUCGUGAGUUUUAUGUUAAAGAUGGCAAGCAAAUGCCCGGUAGAAAAGGCAUCUCAUUGAAUAUGGAUCAGUGGAAUGUACUCCGAGAUCAUGCAGAUGAAAUUGAUGAGGCUGUUGCUGAGAACAGUUAAAUGUUGCAAGUCGCUAGCGCUUAGUUGGUGUAUAAUGUUAUUUUGGGUAAUGACAAGUUAAAUUGGAACUAGGAAAUGUUUUCCCUUGGUACUGUUGUAGAUGAGAUGGAUAAAGCAAGAUCUGUUUAGUUGGGAAAAACAUGGCUUUAGGAUAUGUACUUUCUGAAUGGGAUUCGAACAAGCAUCCGUGCUGCUAAAAAAAUUGGCCUUCUCUGAACCAAAA